AUGAAUCCGAGCGAUUGCAAUCUGUCUUCGAAUUCAUUUUCCCCAAGGGCCAACGUAAGUGUAGAUAGUGGUCAGCCGCGACUCGCCCGCUCUUUCCUAUCUCGUCCAUGCGAUAGUAUCAGCAUUCCAAGUUUGUCGAGUUUUCUGAGUGUGGAAUCGGGAAAAACUACUUUUAGUGGUGGCUUAUCGCCCUGUCGCUCCUCGCCGAUUCUCGUCACACAGAAUGGCUCAUUUAGUGAAUCAGAACCGGAUAGGAAAACAUUUGAUUCUGGUUUACCGGGCACUUAUGACGCUGAUGAUGAUGGUGGGUUGGACGAAAUCGGCGAAGCCGACGAAGUUGAUUCUAAUGCUUCGGAUAUCUUCUCAUCGUCCCCAAAUCUUGUUCCCAACCCUCCAUCGAAUGAUGAAAGUGUUGAUGCGGGUUGCGACUUUCACUCCAUUAAGACUUUUGAGGCGUCUACUUCCCCUCCUAACAAAAUUUCUUUGGACGGAAAUUCAAGAAAUGCUUAUUCGCUAAAAAAGACAAGAACUUGUUCUAAGAGGAAGAUAUCCAAUUGGUACCAGGUCAAGAGGGAAACGCUUGUAAAAUCAUAUCGGGCUAAAGUUAACCAUUUCAAGAAGAUUUUUGAUGGUACACCCGUGGACACGGAUCGCCUUCUUGUUGGUAUGAUUAAGCUAUAA
Molecule: messenger RNA, 681 nt
Organism: Hydatigera taeniaeformis
Lineage: Eukaryota; Metazoa; Platyhelminthes; Cestoda; Cyclophyllidea; Taeniidae
Source: the annotation of a GenBank genome assembly